Homarus americanus (American lobster) is the source of this 2296-nucleotide messenger RNA. RefSeq lists its product as uncharacterized. The transcript has 7 exons. Gene Ontology annotation, biological process: siRNA processing; piRNA processing; RNA methylation. The record is from RefSeq and is a predicted model, not a curated record. Lineage: Eukaryota; Metazoa; Arthropoda; Malacostraca; Decapoda; Nephropidae. Bases 649 to 2232 code for a protein of 527 amino acids. Gene Ontology annotation, cellular component: cytoplasm; nucleus. Gene Ontology annotation, molecular function: O-methyltransferase activity; RNA methyltransferase activity.
UUGAAUAAUUGAUAUCUCGGUUAUCCUUAAUUUUCGGUGGAAAUAUCAUAGAAGAAAAAUGUCUUGGAAUUGUGUAAACAUUACGAGAUACAUAUUUUUAAUGCAGAAAUGAAGACCGGUGUGAUACUAUAAAUUCACCGUGUUUGUGGACAUCAGACACUGCAAGUUCUAAAAGGUGAUUUGCACAGUGCCACACAAUCAGAUGCAGAAACAUUGCUAUCAGUUUGGUUCCAACACCAGCAUUCCUGCCCAAUAUAUUAGAUGCACCUUCACAGUCAAAAGACACCCAACAUAAGACUAAAACUCUGUGGUAAUGCAAAGAUCUUCUAGUCUUGCAAGUAGAACAUCCAAUUUUUGCAGCAGUGGUUAUAAUAAGCUCAACAAGUUCUAAAAUGCACUCGUGGCUGCAUUUGCUCCUGGAAAAUAAACAUACAAAUAAUCAAUGCUGUCUUUUUACUUAUUGAUAAUAAUUCAUCAAUAAUAACACCAAUCUUGAGUUUUUUGCAAACAAUUUCAGUCACUAAUUUCUCUCUCAUAGCAAUAGCAAUGUGAACACUAAUGUCUGCACAAGACUAAUCACUGUGUAAAACGCAUCCCAUAUCACCUCCAUUAAGCACCUGAAGAUCUGUGAGGUAGGGCAAGUCACCGAUGGAUAUCCAGUCUUGCAUAUACUAUAAAGUUAGAACACCCAUAAUUAUGGCCAAACAGAAUAAGGAGGUGAAGGUGAAGAUUGUGGAUGGGAACUUUGGUACAAUGUGUAUAUAUGAUGACGAAAUAUUUUUCAAUCCACCACUGUAUCAGCAGCGCUACCAGAAAGUUAAGGACAAGAUUACCUCUGUUAGUAAAGGAACAUUUACUAAGGUAGUGGAUGUGGGAGAUCCAAAACUUCAAUUUUUUCAGUAUUUGCAAGCUAUACCUGGAGUACGGGAAAUUGUGUUCCUUGACAAAGAUGACAAAACUCUGAAGGAUUGUGAUUACCGCAUCAACCCUCUGAACACUGACCUAUAUAUUUUACGCGAGCUCCCCCUUAAUGUGAAGGCCGUGUGUGGGGAUGUGACAAAGUAUGAUCCUACUUUAUUUGGAAGUCAGGUUGUCACCAUGAUUGAACUAAUUGAGCACCUUGAAAUAUCAGAGCUGCAUGCACUAGUCAAGUGUGUGUUCCAAGCUGUAAGACCGAAUUUGAUAAUCAUAACUACUCCCAAUGCUGACUUUAAUAAAUAUUUUCCUGGCCAUACUCCAGGUUCAUUCAGACAUUGGGAUCACAAAUUUGAAUGGACAGCAGAGGAAUUUCGUCAUUGGUGCCAAGAACUUAUAGAAGAUAAUAGCAGUUACUCGGUGGAAUAUUCUGGGUGUGGAUUGGGACCUGAUAACACCUAUUGUACACAGAUGGCUUUCUUUCUGCUGUCAACUGAAUACCAAGAGGAAUUAUUAUCAUGCAUUGUAAAAGAGCUUUUGAAUAUUGAUGUAAAGGAUCCCACUUGUUGUGAAGAACCUGUGAAAAUGGGAGAAGUUACAGAGGGUGUAGCGCCCUCUGUUAUAAGAGAGGAUUCGUAUAAAAUAAUUGCUGAAUUUGAUUUCCCUCUUGAUAUGCGCACUCAAGAGGAAAAGGACCGUGACUUCACUUUAGGUCGAUUUUAUUCACUAAUAAACUACCUGUUAACAGGUGAACGAGAUGAUAAGCCACAGUUGAACUGGGGAUUGAUACCAGAAGACACAGAGUGUUCCCUUGAUGACACAGAGUGUUCCCUUGAUGAUACAGACGAUGAGCUCGUUUUUUUUAUUGUACAAUAUAUUAAAAAUGAUGAAGAAAUCGUUGAAAAACAAAGGGAUAACAAUGGUAAUGUUUUCUACAUAGUGGAUCAUAUGUAUGCAGUGCUUCCUCUCAAACCUCUGACACAGUGGGUGAACAUUGCAGCUGACCAUGAUAUAUCACACAGUCUUAUAAGUAUGACUGUGGCAGGUGACUGCUUUGAAAUUACUGGUAGUGGUGCAGACUGGCAAGGAAGGGUACACCUUGUUACCCUUUCUGCUACAUCUUCAGAUGAAUCUUUUGAAAAAUCUUUAGAAGAUAAUGACGAGGACCAAGAUGAGUGGUUUCCUAAUGACGAACAUUGUGAACAUAUGAAUAAGCAAGUUGUUGGUUUUAGUAACAAUGAAAACACUACAGUUAACCCUGAAGCUGAUGACUACUGGGAUGUACCAGUUGAUCCCAAUGACCCAAUUUGGAAUUAAAUGUCAAAGAGCUGGAAAAUUAUUUGUCUAGUUCUGGCUAAGACUUUAUAUAUAUAUAUAUAUA